Molecule: messenger RNA, 4690 nt
Organism: Carassius gibelio (silver crucian carp)
Lineage: Eukaryota; Metazoa; Chordata; Actinopteri; Cypriniformes; Cyprinidae
Product: SLIT-ROBO Rho GTPase-activating protein 3
Exons: 24
Coding region: 180-2936 (918 amino acids)
Biological process (GO): negative regulation of cell migration; signal transduction
Cellular component (GO): cytoplasm
Molecular function (GO): protein binding
Source: RefSeq, a predicted model, not a curated record
UUACUCAGCAUUCAGUACACUUACUGUCAGCACACAGUGACCGAGUGAGGAAGGAGGAGAACGCUCUUGUCUUUCUCUGGAUCUCGCAGUGCUUGUGUGCAACAGAAAAACGCUGUUUAAGAGGAUAUAUCGAGAAUGCCAGUCUGAAGAUCUGCAGGAAUUAUUAAGCUGGAGCUACAAUGUCGUCCCAUGUCAAACUGAGAAGGGACAGAGUGGGGACAACGGACUAUGAUACACAGAUUAAAGAGGUGCGUCUGCAGCUGGCGGAGCAGUUGAGGAUAUUUGACGGUCAGGUGGAGCAGAAGACUCAGGUGUUCCAAGAUCUGAUUGAUUUUUUGCGCAGACGAGGCGAGAUCGAGGGGGAGUACGCCCGCUCACUGGACAAACUGUGUGACAGGUUCUCCUCCAGAACCAGGAAGAAGGAGCCCAGUCAUCAGACCGUGGUUAACUGCUGGCAGGUGCUGUUGAUGCAAACACGUCAGGAGAGCAGAGAUCACACUUUCUUGAGUGACAGCUACAGCAACAUUCUGCCUCUGCAGCUUUCACACUGUGUUGAAAAUGUCCAACGCCUGGCCAAGCGGAGCAGAGAGAUUUGCACCCAGUUACAGGAAGGACUUCUGAAGGUUACCACAGAGCUUCAUACGGCCUUGAAGACAUAUUACCAAUACUACACUGAGUUCCUGUCUGCAGAAAGCAAACUUAAGGAGGCAGUCAGACUGGAAGAAAAGCAGAAGCAAAGUGUUUCUAAAAAGAUGGAAAGACAAAAAGAGAAAAAGCGAAAUAAAGUUCAGGAGAUUCAGCUAAAGAGCACAAAAGCACGUAAUGACUACCUCCUCAACUUGGCUGCGGCAAAUGCCUGCAUGAACAAAUAUUACCUUCAGGAUCUCUCCACUCUCAUAGAUUGCUGUGAUCUGGGUUACCACCAGUCCAUAUCCAAGGUGUUUCGUUUUUACCUGGCCAGUCGCCAAUGGGCCCAGCAGAACUUGAGCACUAGUAUGCAGCAACUGGACACAACGGUGUCAGAACUGAACCAGAACCAGGACAGAGACACUCUCAUGCAGGCCAACAUCUCAGCCUUUUGCCUGCCCCUCCGCUUUCAGCACCAGCCCUACGAAGGCGACCAGGUGGUUGAGGUGUCGGCAAAGUAUGAGAUGAUGGGUGAGCUGGUGACUCGCUUCCAGCAGCUGCAGUCUAGGUUGACUUCAGUCACCACAGAUGUUGAUGAGUCUACCAAAUUACUUCAGUCAGCUCAGUCUUCCAUGUUGGAUGGUAUUGUCGAGGACACUUUUGCAUCUACCCCAGACUUUCCUACUUGCUCAUCAUCACCAGAGGGGAACAGUGAUAUAUCAGUCGUUAAGACCAAUCAGCUGAAACGUAGAGCCAGCUUUCCGGACACUGAGAUUUUGUACUUCUCGAAAGUCAGGGACCAUCUAUGUAACAGCUCUUUAAUAUCAAAACUGGAAGCCAAACAUGACCUGCUAAAGGUUGCCAUUCAGAAAGCUGAAAGUGUUGCCAGUAAUCAUUCCAGAACAUGCUCCAAAAGAUCUGUGCGUCACAAAAAGAGUUACCCUGGUACCCAGAUCAGCCAGAAGCUUUUCAAUGGGGAUCUACUAUCAUACAUCCAAGCAUCAGGACAACUCAUUCCUGCGAUUGUGGAGAGCUGCAUUCGGUUCAUCAACCUCAAUGGUUUACAUCAUGAGGGAUUGUUCAGAGUGCCAGGAUCUCAGCUGGUGGUGAAUCAGCUGAAGGAUGCGUUUGAGAAAGGCGAUGACCCACUCGCUGAUGGGGGGUGUGACAUGGACUCUGUGGCUGGAGUGCUGAAACUUUAUUUUAGAGGACUAGAGAAACCCCUGUUUCCUGAGGAAAAUUAUGAGCAGCUGAUGGAGUGUGGGCAAAUAGAUGACGAGACAAAAAAGGUAUCACAGCUGAAGUGUGUCAUCUCCUCAUACCCUGCUUCGCUCAUCAUUGUAAUGAGAUAUCUUUUUGCAUUCCUUCACCAUGUCUCCCAGUACAGUGACGAGAAUAUGAUGCAGCCCUAUAACCUGGCAGUGUGUUUUGGUCCCAGUCUGGUGAGGGGGCCAAACAACGGCGAUGCAGCAGAGCUUCAGCGCAUCAACGCACUGGUCAAGAGCAUCAUUAUCCAACAUGAGAGCAUCUUCCCUAGCCAGAAUGAAUUGCCUGGGCAAGUGUAUGAAAAGUGCAUGACAUUAGAAGAAGACGAUUGUGAGGCUGUAGCAGAAGAAGGAGAUGGAGAAUCAGAGCAAUCGCAAAUGAAAGAAGCAAAAGACGAGCUGCAGGGAGUGGCCUUGUUCGACUACACGGGCCGUUCUUCAAUUGAGCUGUCCUUUAAACAAGGAGACCCUCUCAUCCUACACAGCAAAGCCUCCUCUGAUUGGUGGAAAGGGGAGGUUAAUGGGACAAAGGGUCUCAUCCCAAUUAAAUAUGUCAGUGUGUCGUGCAUGGAUGGAGGCCAAGAUCAGAAGGGGAAGGAAAUUUUGAAAUCCAACACUGGCAGACAGCAGACAGAAGAAGAGCAGAAAGCAGAGCAGAAAGCAGAGCAAAGUACACGGCUGAAGGUCACAAGUGACAAAGCGGGAGUCGGGCCAAGUCAUGUCACAAAGGUUUCGUUGCAAAUACCCACAGGACAAUAUGCACAGCCAGGACAUUCUCCUGGAGCUCUGCGGAAAACAUUAGACCCUCAAAUGAGACGAUCCACUGCAGAGGGAGGAAGUGGAGAGGAACACUCAGCAGAAGUGGAUAAGAAUGUGCAUCACAUGAUGCACUCAGUGUUUAAGGAGCUCCUCAUUCGCCAAACUUCCCCAGAUCAAAACACAUCUGCAUCCUCAGAGAUCACCUCCUCUGUGCAAACGCUUCCAAACAAGGGAUCAGGAUGGAAAGGAAAGGGUUUAUUUAGAUCAGCUGACCAUACAGACUGAAAAAGAACAAGUGCAAAACAGUUAUAAAAGUGGGUGAAACAUCAGUUUGAGUGAGAGCUGAAUUCUCUGUUUGUGUUGGGGGUUUUUUAUUUAAAAUGUGUGUUGUGACAGUAAUAGUAUGUUCAUUAAGUUGCAUUUUUAAUUUUCUCAAGACACUUUGUUGUAACAAGCAAGUUUUUUUUUUCUUUUUCUUUUUACAUUUUUAAUUUAUAAUAUGAAAUAUGUAAGAAAUGUAAAACGCCACACAGCAAAGAUAUACCUAACAGUCCUGAGAUAUCAUGAAAGUCAGUACAGUUGCAUGAAUAGGUGUCAUGCCCAUUCAAAUUUAAUUGCAAUGGCCAAUCAGAGAUGUUCAGAUGAGUCAUCGCACGUUUUGUUCACUUGCUCGCUGACUGUACAGAUGUGCGUACGAAUGUAAGUAAUAUAUUCAUUUCACAGUGUAAACUGCUUCAGUGAUUUUAAUGGGAGUUUUGAAAGUGCCUGAACUCUGGCUAGACUGAAGUGAAAAUAUUCUUUGAUAAUGUGAAUGUUCUUUGCUCUCUGUAAAAUGAAAAUGUUAGUAACCUACAACAUUGUCAUAAAUUUCACAUUAAAUACAAAGUCAGAUGUAUUAAAAAUAUUUUAUGGCAUGACUACCGAAUAUUUAAUGGCAUGACUACCAUGACUAUCUGGUUUUUAUGUGUAGUUAAUAGAUUACACUAUUACUCUACUUUUUCCAUCACUUAUUAUAGUUCAAGUAACAAUCGGGUGCAGAACGCAUUUAGCUACACAUGUUUGGGAAUAGGCCUAUUUCCUGAUAUAGGCUAGUUAACAUAUUUGAAAAUAUUUCAAAUAAAAAGGAAAAAUUAAAACCUAAGCCUGUAUCAGUUAUACUGUGCUAUUGUAGCUGCUGUGUCACCUGACAAGCAUGAUGAGAUGGCCCCACCCCCAGUCGUGCCCCCUCAAAAAUCAUGAGUGCGUGACGCCCCUGGUGCAAGGCUGGGCCAAGUGUGCGAUCGCACAGGGCCUUAUGCCUCUAGAGGGCCUCGCUCCUGGCCUGCAAUUUAUGUUGUUUAUGCUAUUUUUAUGUUUUUCCACCCACUUUUUACUAAUAAAUAGUGUUUUCUGAGUCGGUGUGGCAAGGAUGAAGUUGCCGAUCCUGACUUUCCAUCUACUCAUUAGACGCGCCUUUAGAGAGAAGUGCAUCUUUACGGAAUAUGAUUUGAAUGAAAGGGUUUUUGUUUUCAGUAUGUUUUAUUUCAUUAAGUAGUAAUUUAAAGCUUUCUAUUGAUAUAUUUGUAGUGUCUGUGAGGCAUGUAUUCACUGAGUUUCAGUUCAUUUUUGUGAAGCGCACCUGUUCAAGAUGAGACGGCAGAAAGCACAUCAUGAUUAUUUUCUUGAUUUUAUAAAAAGUAAACACAACGUUUUGUUGAUAUUGUGAGUGCAGACAAAUAAAAGUAGACCCUACAGUUAGGCUAUAACUUAAAAACAUGCGAAUGUGCUAUGUAUGCAAUUUCCUGUGAAAUCUGACCCGACAACUCUAAAAUAUAAAUAAUUAUUAUUCUUAAAGUGUAUUAGUGUGAUGUAAAUUCAUGGUCUUAAAAUCUGGAAUGCAUUUUUUUUCUGUCCCAUUGAUAACAUUUUGUUAUUUUUAUGUAAAAAUGUACUUCACUGUAUUACAGCCUGUUAAGUCUUUAUUGAUGCGCUUAUAUGUGAAUCAUUUUGCGCUACUACAGUGCCCAGUGUUAAUAUUAAACAUAAUAGAUACAUUUGAA